Akanthomyces muscarius is the source of this 411-nucleotide messenger RNA. RefSeq lists its product as uncharacterized. The record is from RefSeq and is a predicted model, not a curated record. The coding region runs from base 1 to 411 and encodes 136 amino acids. The transcript is spliced from 2 exons. Lineage: Eukaryota; Fungi; Ascomycota; Sordariomycetes; Hypocreales; Cordycipitaceae.
AUGUGUGUCCUACAUUUCGUCACCUACCAUGGCUGCGGCUGCAAAGUCCCAGGCACCUUCUUUUGCGAGCCGGCGUUGGAAGCGGCUAACUACAUCUUUGCACAUGCCGUCGCGUGCAUCGAUAUUUCGCUACCCUUGGUAGAAAUCGAAAGAGAUCAUGCGUGCUUCCUGCCAAUGUGUCCCAAAAAGUCCAAGUUUGAGCCGUGGCGGUGCUGCGCGUGCGGCGAGGGCCCCAACGAGACGACACUGUGCACGUUCAAGGUCGAGGACGUGCCGGAUUUCCUGAAAGACUAUCAGGAGUUUGAAGAGAUAUUAUGCCAUCAUAAUCUCUGCAUGAAGUGCCCCAAAUUUCGGGAACGACGAUCAUGUGUCGUGGAAUCGAUCAAAAAGCGGCGUAAUACGAUGGAGUAA